This is a messenger RNA of Wasmannia auropunctata (little fire ant), 707 nucleotides long. Its product is annotated as myelin transcription factor 1-like. The coding region runs from base 108 to 638 and encodes 176 amino acids. The record is from RefSeq and is a predicted model, not a curated record. The transcript has 2 exons. Lineage: Eukaryota; Metazoa; Arthropoda; Insecta; Hymenoptera; Formicidae.
CGGAAAUCUUGAGGACGCCGAUCACAGUUUACGGGCGUCACUUAAACGCAGAAACAAAUGAUGCCAACAAAGAGACUGAGGAGACGCCUCGAAGAAGUAGCAAAGUUAUGAUAGCGGAAGCUUCUACUAAUGUAGCUCCGCGACCUGCCAUUGAAACAUUUAGAAAAAGUCUAUUAAAGUCAACAAGCAGCAGCAGUAUAGAUAAACAGGGAGUACUCGAUGUUAAAGCUACCGAAGUUAGAUCGCCGUCACCUAUACCUGAAGAUCUCGUAGGAGAGGAAAUUAGCAAGCAGUCAGUAUCGUCUGCAACGAUCGACCAAGAAAAAAAGAUUGAAGAAAAGAAAAAUGCACAAGAGCAACAGCAGGAAAAAGGUGGAGAAACAAGCGAAAAAGAGACAUUAGAAGAGCAAAAGGUGGAAGAGAUGGAUGAAAAUAAUCAUGAGCAAUCUGGAAAUGCAGAAUGUAAUAACAGUGAUAACACUGGACAGCAAACCUCGGAAACAGAUAAAGAAAUCGAUGCAGGAAAAGAUGCUGAAUUUGACGCGAAAGAAAGCAAACCUGAAGUAUUGCCGAUUCAAGGUACAAAAUUGCGGGGAAAAUCAAAAGCGACUGGUCGAGUAAUGGGAGGUUGGAUUUAAUUAAAUAUUUAACUUUUUUAAUUAAUUAAAUAUUUAUUUAAAAUUAUUUACAUAUAUUACAUUUAUUUA